Molecule: messenger RNA, 3078 nt
Organism: Dermatophagoides pteronyssinus (European house dust mite)
Lineage: Eukaryota; Metazoa; Arthropoda; Arachnida; Sarcoptiformes; Pyroglyphidae
Gene: Sema2a
Product: Semaphorin 2a
Biological process (GO): positive regulation of cell migration; neural crest cell migration; negative chemotaxis
Cellular component (GO): plasma membrane
Molecular function (GO): semaphorin receptor binding; chemorepellent activity
Source: RefSeq, a predicted model, not a curated record
CAAUCGAACAUUGAUCUGAUCUGAUCGAUUGAUUGGUUUAUUCGCCAAAUGGAAAAAACAAUUUUCACUUGAAAGUUUUUGUUUGUUUGAUUUGAUUUCUCCAAAAAUUUUCAACAACGAUGGAAACAAUUCAACGAUCGUAGGCUGUAAAAGAAAUUAUUUAUUUUGUUGCUGGAAUUUGGAAAAUUUUCGACAAAAGCCAUUUUUGACCAUGUUUCGUUUGUCAAUGUAGAUCAUCGUCAUAACGAUCAACAAGUCAACAAAAUCCAACAACAUAUAGUGUGUCUUGUGUGUGUGUCAUUUUCGAUUUGUUUCACCGAUUUCGAAAUCAUUUUUCUGCGUCAUUUCGAUUGUUCCAAAUCAUCAUUUUGAAGUGAAAAUAAGUGUAUGUUUCGCAUCGGAUUGUUUUGGAAAAGAUCAAUUUUGUGUCAUUUUGUGUGCCGUUAGUCAGUGUUUAUGUGUGUGUGGGCAUUUUAGGGCAUCAUUCGACGAUAAUUGAUUGUGAAAUGAUCGAUAAUAAUGGUAAAAAAAUGACAACAAUGGCAACCAACAAACUUCAAAUCGAUGAUGACGAUAAUGGUGAUGUUCGGCUGUUCCAUCAAAUGAUAAUCGAUACGCCAACGACGACAAAUGUUUUAUUCAAUUAUCAUUCGGUAAAUUCGGAUGGAUGUCACCGCAGACAUCGAUCACAAUUACCAUUAUCUUCCUCUUCACUGAAUGAAUGUUCACAACAUGGAAACAUGAUGGCAAAAUAUAGCCAUCAAUUAAUCAGUUGGAUAAUAAAGUGUUCAUUGCAAUGUUUCUUGUUGAUAAUGAUAAUGACUAUUAUCACUACGGUUCAAGCAUCACGAAGACAUUGGUCAUCACAACAACAAUCGUCGUCCAUGAUGGCUUUAUCGUCAUCAUCAUCACCAAAUGGACAUUAUAACGGGGAAAGUCAUUCAUUACGACAUCAUCGAGAUCAUAUACGUGAAUUCUCAUGUGGCCAUCUUUAUUAUCGUACCAUUUAUAUUGAUCCAAGGCGUGAAUUGCUUUAUGUUGGAGCCAUGGACAACAUUUUUCGCCUUAAUUUAAACAACAUUAAUCGAACCCAUUGUGAGUUUGAUUCGAUAAAAUUGAAUCCACAAAGCAUAUCAAGCUGUAUAGCCAAAGGCAAAUCUGAGCUUUAUGAUUGUCGCAAUCAUAUACGUGUUAUACAGCCGAUUGGAACGAAUCAUGAUCGUUUCUAUGUAUGCGGUACAAAUGCACAUAAUCCUAAAGAUUGGAUCAUUAAUUCAAAUCUAACCAUAUCAAAUGAACCAUUACCUGGUAUCGGUAGCGGUAUUGCAAAAUGUCCAUUCGACCCAGAAGAUAAUUCCACCGCUAUUUGGGUUGAAAAUGGAAAUCCUGGUAAUUUACCCGGUUUAUAUAGUGGUUCAGUUGCUGAAUUCACCAAAGCUGAUACUGUUAUAUUUCGUACUGAUCUUUAUAAUUCAACAACAAUGCAAAGAAUUUAUCCAUUUAAACGUACCAUUAAAUAUGAUUCCAAAUGGUUGGACAAACCAAAUUUUGUUGGAUCAUUCGAUAUUGGUGAUUAUGUUUAUUUUUUCUUUCGUGAAAGUGCCGUUGAAUAUAUUAAUUGUGGUAAAGCUAUUUAUUCAAGAGUUGCUCGUGUUUGUAAGCGAGAUACUGGUGGUAAAAAUAUACUCAAUAAAAAUUGGGCAUCAUUUUUAAAAGCCCGUUUAAAUUGUUCAAUUCCUGGUGAAUUUCCAUUCUAUUUCAAUGAAAUUCAAAGCGUUUAUAAAUAUCCAAAUGAUGAUCGAAAAUUUUAUGCUGUAUUCAGUACAUCAACAACAAAUGGCCUGAUUGGUUCAGCAAUUUGUACAUUUAGUUUGAAUAAAAUUGAAGAAGUUUUCCUUGGAAAAUUUAAAGAACAAUCAACAUCAUCAUCAGCAUGGCUGCCAGUUUUAUCAAGUAAAGUACCUGAGCCACGUCCAGGUACAUGUGUUAAUGAUACACAAGUAUUACCGGAUUCUGUGCUGAAUUUUAUUCGUGGUCAUCCAUUAAUGGAUUCUGCUGUUGAACAUGAUAAUGGUCGUCCAAUUUUUUAUAAAAGAGACUUGAUUUUCACUCGUAUUGUUAUCGAUCGUUUGGAAGUUGAUGGUCUUCAAUAUACAGUAUAUUUUGCUGCGACCAACACUGGUUUAGUUUAUAAAAUUAUCGAAUGGUAUGAUCAAUCGGGUCAGGUUCAUACAAAUUUAGUCGAUAUAAUUGAAGCAACUAAUGGUGAACCAAUUAGAGCUAUUGAAAUAUCAUCACGUCAUAAGUCACUUUAUGUUGCAUCCGAUUCUGGUAUCAAACAAAUCGAUCUAUUUUGGUGUAAAAAUCAUUAUGAAAGUUGUACAAGAUGUAUCCAAGAUCCAUAUUGUGGAUGGGAUCCAGAUCAAAAUGAAUGCAAACCAUAUACAAUCGGAUUAAUGCAAGAUAUAAUGAAUGUAACGGCUGGAAUAUGUGAUAAUACAAUUGAACAUAAAUUAAUGAAAGUAAAUUGGGGACAAAGUAUUCAUCUUGCAUGUCAAAUACAUAGCCCUGAUAUUGAAUCGAUUAUCAAAACGAAAGGUCCAUUAAAAUGGUUAUACUAUCGUAGUGAUAAAUCAAGUGGUUUUGAAGUUUAUCCAAAACGUGAUAAAUAUAUUCAUACAUCCGAUAAUGGUCUAGUUAUAUUGGGUGUUACAGAUCGUGAAUCCGGUCGUUAUGAUUGUCGUCUUGGAUCGAACACCCUGUUUAGCUAUACAAUUAAUGUUGAUGCAAAAACAUGUUCGGCACCAAAUGAAUCAGAAUUUCGUAAAAUUUAUUCGGAUUGGUGUCAUGAAUUUGAAAAAUAUAAAACUGCAAUGAAAAAUUGGCAAAUUAAACAAUCGAAAUGCCUUGUGAAACAGCAAAGCCAUUUGAAAAAAUAACAUUUCCCAACUAAAACAUCGAAAUGCUCAAUUCUGGUCAAACAAAAAAACUUUUUCUUCCCUUCAUUCAAAUUCUCUCAAACCAAACCAAAUCGUCACACACAAUCAAGCAUCGAUGCCUGUGAUAAUAAUUGAUAAU